AUGAGCAAAGAAUUGCGGGGCAUUGUCAAGGCUUGGGAAGCAAAGGUGAAGAAAUCACAAGCAGCUGUAAAAAACAGGGCAAAUAGCAUGUUCAGUACAAUGUCAGUGGCCCAUGUGGAUGAUGAUGAAACUCAUAACCCUGGAGAGAUUUAUCAUGUUGAGAAGGUAUUCUCCAAUGGGGAUGUGUAUAUAGGGCAGUGGGAAGACAACUGUCCUAAUGGCCAUGGCAAGUACUUGUGGGUUGAUGGUUGUAUGUAUGUUGGUGAUUGGUGCAAAGGCAAGGCAAUGGGGAAAGGCAAGUUUAGUUGGCCGUCCGGUGCGACUUAUGAGGGCCAAUUCAAGAAUGGGUACAUGAAUGGUGAGGGAAGCUAUACAGGUUCUUCAAAUGAUACAUAUAGAGGAACAUGGGUGAUGAACAUAAAGCAUGGUACGGGUACAAAGAAUUAUGCAAAUGGAGACUAUUAUGCUGGGGCGUGGCGUCGUGGGCAGCCUGAUGGUCAGGGGAGGUAUGUGUGGAACAAUGGGAACCAAUACAUUGGGCAUUGGAGGCUUGGGAGGACGAAUGGCAAUGGAACCAUGAUGUGGGCUAAUGGGAAUCGAUAUGAUGGUAGUUGGGAGGUUGGAUUGCCUAAAGGAAAUGGGACAUUCCGAUGGGCUGAUGGGAGUUUUUAUGUUGGUGUGUGGAGUAAGGCUGAGCAGAGUGGGACUUAUUAUCCCUCAACUUCACAAAUGGGUAAUUUUGACUGGGAUCCUGAGGAAGUAUUUUUGGACUUGAGAGAUUGUAGAAUUGCUGUAAGUGAGAAAGUAUUGGUAUUUCCUUCGCAGAAAAUGGUUAACUGGCCUUGCGAAGGGGAGUCAUUGGGGCGGAGAACUCCUAAAGUAAAUGAUGCAAGGCCAAGGAGAGCAUCUAUAGAUGGGAGGCUGAGCAAUGAUGGUAGCUAUAGUUUAAGCUCAGAAUCUGAUUUGAGUUCUGAAGUAUUUAGUGGAUAUUCAGGAUCUGGAAGAGAAUUAAAUGAAGGAUCAGGGGCUAAAGAAGUUGAUGCGUCGACAGUAUACCAGCCUCGUAUCAUAAUAAAGCCCACAAAAAGGCAGGGAAUUACAAUAUCUAAAGGGCAUAAGAACUAUGAGCUAAUGUUAAAUUUGCAGCUUGGAAUAAGGACUCUGAGAAAAUUGUUUAAGGUGGAUCCAGCUGACUACAUGAUAUCUAUAUGUGGAAAUGAUGCCCUUCGAGAGUUGUCAUCCCCUGGAAAAAGCGGAAGCUUCUUUUACUUGACCCAUGAUGACAAAUACAUGAUUAAAACUAUGAAGAAGUCAGAAGUAAAAGUGCUUAAGAGAAUGCUUCCAGCUUACUACAAUCAUAUACGGGCGUUCGAAAACACCCUGGUAACCAAAUUCUUUGGUCUUCAUUGUGUGAAGAUGACUGGACCUGCACAAAAGAAGGUGCGAUUUGUCAUUAUGGGAAACUUGUUCUGCACCGAAUAUGCUAUUCACCGACGUUUUGACUUGAAGGGUUCUUCCCAUGGCCGCUUAACUGAGAAGGUUGAAUCUGAGAUUGAGUCGACCACCACCCUCAAGGACCUUGAUCUUAAUUUUAUCUUCAGAUUGCAGAAGUCCUGGUUCCAAGAGUUUUGCCGGCAAGUGGACAGGGACUGUGAUUUUCUCGAACAGGAGAGAAUUAUGGAUUACAGUCUUUUGGUUGGUAUUCACUUCAGGGAAAUAUCACACACAGGGGAACCUGUAUCGACUGAGGCUAGUGUUUCCAAUGCCCAGACUCCUGUUGCGAACGUAGGGCGUGAAGGAGCAACUCCCAGACUAACUAGGGCAGAUUUGAAUAUUCUCUUUGACCCUACCAGGUGGGCAUCCGUUCGAUUAGGUUCAAAUAUGCUGGCAUCAGCUGAACUAACAGUGAGAAGAAAUGAUGGUGAGCCUCAGCUGGUUGGGGAUCCAACAGGGGAGUACUUUGAUGUCAUCCUAGUCUUCGGUAUAAUUGAUAUAUUACAAGAUUAUGACAUUAGCAAGAAGCUCGAACAUGCAUACAAGUCGUUCCAAUAUGACCCAACUUCAAUAUCUGCGGUCGAUCCCAGACAGUAUUCUAGGAGAUUCCGAAGUUUCAUUUUCAGAAUUUUUACAGAAGACACCUGA
This is a messenger RNA of Fraxinus pennsylvanica, 2142 nucleotides long. The record is from the annotation of a GenBank genome assembly. NCBI's taxonomy places the organism in Eukaryota, Viridiplantae, Streptophyta, Magnoliopsida, Lamiales, Oleaceae.